AUGGCUACAUCGGCCACCAGUGGCCCUGUGGAUUACGCGGCCCGAUGUGAUCCGAUGCGUCUUUUGACCGGUUCAGCUACUGCGCGGUUGCAUCCGCACCAUCGAUCUGUCACUACUACACCCUCUUGGUCCCUAGCUGAUCCUGGAAUAACCGUGCAUGGAAAACGUGUUCCGAAUCAUCCACAACCGGUAGUAGCUCUAUCUGGCAAGCGAAUCACAACUGAAGGUCUCCUCGGUAAAUCCCAAUCGAUCGAUCGAACAGAGACUCAGUUUAUCGGUUAUCAUCACUGCACCACGGAUACAGUGGUUUAUAAAGUUCGUUUUUCACUGUAUCACAGUGUGCAAAGGCAAUGA
Molecule: messenger RNA, 354 nt
Organism: Echinostoma caproni
Lineage: Eukaryota; Metazoa; Platyhelminthes; Trematoda; Plagiorchiida; Echinostomatidae
Source: the annotation of a GenBank genome assembly